Molecule: messenger RNA, 2628 nt
Organism: Cuscuta campestris
Lineage: Eukaryota; Viridiplantae; Streptophyta; Magnoliopsida; Solanales; Convolvulaceae
Source: the annotation of a GenBank genome assembly
CCGUAGAAUCCUUUUCACGCCAAAAAAAACCCCCCACGCCUGUCCCGGAUUUUUCUGGUCAAAGUUAACCAAUCCAAACCAAACUCCUCUUACCAGUUACCACCACCGCCGGAAAGGAAAAUCCCGCCCCCGCCGCCCCCGCCUACAUUAAUUAUCUGUUUGCUCCGCCGCCAGUCUCGGCCGUGAUUCUCCACCUGCUGUUGCGCCUAUAUUUCAGGUACAAUUACCCCGGCUACCUACUGAGGGAAUUGCGUGGAUAGAGGGGGGAAAAGGAGGAUGGAGUCGAGUCUGGAAUUGUUGAGAUCGAUCGAGGCCGCAUUGGGAGUGACGAUAGGGAAUGAUUUGGUGGUGGCGGUGGUGGUACUGACGACGUCGUUUGCCGUCAUCGCUGGAUCGCUGGUUUUGUUGUGGAAGAGAUCGAGUGACCGGAGUAAUGAGGUAAAGCCAGUGGUGGUGCCGAAGGCUGUGGCGCUUGAGGCGGAGGAGGACACCGUUACUGAUCCCGGAAAGGUUAAGGUCUCCAUUUUCUUCGGUACUCAGACCGGUACGGCCGAGGGGUUUGCUAAGGCUCUUGCUGAGGAGAUCAAAGCAAGGUAUCAGAAGGCAGUUGUGAAAGUUGUUGACUUGGACGAUUAUGCUGCUGACGAUGACCAGUACAAGGAGAAAUUGAAAAAAGAAACAUUGGCUUUUUUCAUGGUUGCAACUUAUGGUGAUGGGGAGCCAACCGAUAAUGCUGCAAGAUUUUACAAAUGGUUUACUGAGGGAGGAGAAACAGUCCCUUCACUUCAAGAGCUUAACUAUGGUGUAUUUGGUUUGGGGAACCGUCAGUAUGAGCAUUUUAACAAGAUUGGAAAAGUUUUGGAUGAAAAACUUAGUGAACAAGGGGCAAAACGGUUAGUUCCACUUGGCAUUGGGGAUGAUGAUCAGUCCAUCGAAGACGAUUUUACUGCUUGGCGAGAGCAACUGUGGCCCAAGUUGGAUAUAAUACUUAAGGACGAGGAUGAUGCAAACUCUGCUUCUCCACAAUACACAGCUGCAAUUCCUGAAUAUCGUUUGGUGAUACAUGACCAUGGCAUUACAACUUACGAGGAUAGGCAUGCAUCUUUGGCUAAUGGAAAUACUGUAUAUGAUAUCCACCAUCCAUGCAGGGUUAAUGUUGCUGUUCAAAGAGAGCUUCAUACACCCGAGUCCGAUCGUUCAUGCAUACACUUGGAGUUUGACAUAUCAGGCACGGGCAUAACAUAUGAAACCGGGGACCAUGUGGGUGUCUAUGCUGAAAACUGUGAUGAAACUGUUGAGAAAGCAGGAAAGUUGUUGGGUCAACCUUUGGAUUUACUUUUUUCUAUUCAUACGGACAAAGAGGAUGGGACAUCCUUGGGUGGUUCGUUGCAACCACCUUUUCCUGGACCUUGCACCCUUCGUACUGCUCUAGCUCGUUUUGCAGAUCUGUUGAAUCCUCCUCGAAAGGCCACUCUGGUUGCGUUAGCUGCUCAUGCAACUGAAGCUGGGGAAGCAGAAAGGCUCAAGCUUUUGUCGUCUCCACAGGGAAAGGAUGAGUACUCACGAUGGGUUGUUGCAAGCCAAAGAAGUCUCCUUGAGGUAAUGGCUGAGUUUCCAUCUGCUAGACCUCCCCUUGGUGUAUUCUUUGCAGCAAUUGCUCCUCGCUUACAACCACGUUACUACUCUAUCUCAUCAUCACCCAAAUUUGCUCCAGAUAGAGUCCAUGUGACUUGUGCUCUAGUGUGUGGUCAGACCCCCACAGGCAGACUUCAUAAGGGAGUGUGUUCCACCUGGAUGAAGAAUGCAAUUCCAUCAGAGAGAAGUUAUGACUGUAGCUCAGCUCCAAUUUUCAUUCGUCCUUCGAGCUUCAAAUUACCAACUGAUCCAUCAAUUCCAAUUAUUAUGGUGGGACCUGGCACUGGAUUGGCUCCAUUUAGGGGAUUUUUACAGGAAAGAGCAGCUCUGAAGGAGAAUGGUGCUCGACUUGGUCCUGCAUUGUUGUUUUUCGGUUGUAGGAACCGAAGAAUGGAUUUUAUUUAUGAGGAGGAGCUCAAUAAAUUUUUGGAUCAAGGCACAAUUUCAGAGCUAAUUGUUGCAUUUUCAAGGGAAGGGCCUCAGAAGGAGUAUGUUCAACACAAGAUCAAAGAAAAAGCCUCAACCGUAUGGAAUUUAAUUUCAAAGGAAGGGUAUCUAUAUGUAUGUGGGGAUGCCAAAGGGAUGGCUAGAGAUGUACAUCGUACACUCCAUGACAUUGUACAAGAGCAGGAAAAGGUGGAAAUGUCGAAAGCUGAAGCCAUCGUGAAGAAACUACAGAUGGAUGGAAGGUAUCUGAGGGAUGUGUGGUGAUCAUCGUCGUAUGAUAUCAUCUCCAUAGUUUGUAUUUGCACACCAAUCUGUUGUUGUAUUCUUUUCUUUUUUUCCCUUUAUUUAUAGCAAUGGUUGAUCCUCUUAGUUGCUUUGUUUUCCAAUUACCCAAUAUUGAACAGAAGAAGCACACAUGUUUUUGUCUUUCUUCCCAAAUGCCUUUUAGGUUUUCUUGCCUGCUAGAAGAAUAUGCAUAUAUGAUGGUGCAUUUAUAUGUAAUCUGUUACUGUCUUUUUCAAAAAUUCAUAAAUCAUCACAUGAUAU